CAUUGUGGGAGCAGGAUGACAUGAUCCACCGAUCGAGGAAACCAAAAACAGAAAAUAUUUUCCUUCGAUUUUUAGCGUUUGUUUUUAACUGUUUACACUAUGGAUUUACGUAAAGUACCAGACGAGGAGAAAGUUAGACUCUGUAGAAGAUACACCAUAAUUGGUUUAGCGUUUUUACCGUUCCUGUGGUUCAUCAACGUCGUAUGGUUCUUUAAAGAAGCGUUUUGUAGAGAGAGAUUUCCUGGUCAGAGCAAGAUGAGAUCUGAUAUAGUCAAGUCAGCCAUAGGGCUAAUUAUAUGGAUUGCAGGACUAACAACAUGGAUUGUGAUGUUUCAAAAGAACAGAGCUGAAUGGGGAUACUAUGGGGAUAAGAUUUCAUUUCUCAUUCCUCUCGGAAGGCCAUAGCUCGGCUUGUAGAAAACCUUUUAAAGCUGCCCUUGGAAAUUGGUAUUAGUGAUUCUUAUAUUCACAACAUACACAAUGUAUAUACGCCCAUCAAUUGGACUAAAGCCAGUGUCUAUACCAGUAUUAAUAUCAUAAACGUUAUACUGCUAUUAAUUCAAUUUAUGGUCAACCCUCAAAUGAUAGAGCCAGCAUUGAGUAGUCCAAAGAAAUAUCGGUUUUGUAUGUUUGACUCCCCUCUUCCCCAUCAAAAAGUUGAAUAUGAACAUCUUAGAAUAUAGACCCUCUAAUCAUUGGGCCCUUUGUAUUUUAUUUUUCCCUUGGGACCAAUGAUGUCUUUGUUAACAUUUACCCCCAAAACUAUAAGAGCUUUACAAGAGUUCCUAGUGGAGCUCAAUUGAAAGACGUGAUCAUGACCGGCAACUGAUUGGCCGUUAUUAUAAGCCCUGGUUGCUGCAUCAAGUCUCUAAAUAGCUAGUGGUCUAACUGACAUUAGUAGACAGCUUUGGAUCUUGGUUCAAGGCAUGGAUCCUAGUUAGGUUCAUUGGGUGUCUAUAAACUUUAUUUCCCUGCCUAGUUUUUAAAUUUUUUAUACAAAUGUUGGGAUAAACCAUCAUAAAUGCUCAACUUUAAUUAUUAGAUUUGAUUUACUUAUUUCAUGAGAACUAAGGUUACUUCAUUUCCAAUCCAUGUCCUGCUUAGAUGUCUCUAGCAGAUUACAUAUAGGUGACACAAGCCUCUUGGAUGUGCUAUUGGUCAGAAUUUACUCUGACAUGAAAUUUUACUUAUACCACAUUUUUGUAAUAAAAGCAAUAUAUUAUUUAUAAAUUUACUAGGAUAAAGUACUUUCAUCAAAAUUAUGCAUAAGGAAUGAUGGAAUACAUAGAGAUUACCUCUACGACAAGUGAAUAAAAACCGUAGGCGCUCACUAACCAUGAAGUAAUUUAUUUAUUUUAUAAGUACUGAGAUAUUACAAGUAAAGAUUUUUUGAACUUGGAGUUGAGAGAAAAAUUUAUUGAACCUAGAACAAUUGGUUAACCUAAUGACUAACACACGAAAAAUAUAACACUUCCUUUUCCUUUCUGUUUGGGUUCUCAUUGCUUUGAUUGCAAAGCUUUUCAUGUCUGUUCAAAGUCAGCGUCUUUGAUGAUGCUCACCCGAUGAUUUUUCUUCUUUAGAUAUCAUUCAAAAUUAGCUAUAAAAGCCCGUAGAGAGCUUGGUUCGUAGUUUUCGUUGGCUGGUUCUUUCUUACGGACCGAGGACGAAUUUGCUGAGGUAUUCGUUGAGUUCUUUUGCAAGAAUCUGUUCUAUAGCCCUCGUCUCUCCUUUCGUUUGUAAAAAUUCCCCCAUUAGGAGUGCCACAUCGUUCUUUGUCUUUUUUCUAGUGUUUUCGUUUUACGGGCUCUCGAUACACUCAGUGAUUGAGUCGAUUUGGGCAAAUCUUGAGCAACAACCUUCCAUGUUUAAGAACUUUUGACAACAAGCAUUCAAACACGAGCUGACACUUUCUGCAUGAAGCACAGGAAAACUCGAUACGAUUUUUUUCACUAGUGAAAAAUAUUGUAUAGCCAAUCACAGUGCUGAUACGAUGUUCUUCACUAGUGAAGAAAAACCUAUAGCCAAUAGGAUCGCUAAUUGUUUUUGUGAUUUUUAUCAAAUAGCUUGCGAACAUGUAAAUCUCAGUACUUAUAUAAUAAAUAUAUCAUACAUGCUUUGCAACAGUCCUCUAAAUAAAAUGAAUAUUGAUAUAUUGGGUGCAUUAUGGGUAAUUUUCGAUUAAAAACAACGUUUUAAUAAA
Actinia tenebrosa (Australian red waratah sea anemone) is the source of this 2200-nucleotide messenger RNA. RefSeq names its product gamma-secretase subunit PEN-2. The record is from RefSeq and is a predicted model, not a curated record. Gene Ontology annotation, cellular component: gamma-secretase complex. Lineage: Eukaryota; Metazoa; Cnidaria; Anthozoa; Actiniaria; Actiniidae.